AUGGGUCGCUCUCAGGAGCUCAGUGAAUUCAAGUGUCAUACUGUGAUAGGUUGUCACCUGUGCAAUAAGUCCGUCUGUGAAACUUCCUUGCUACUAAAUAUUCCACUGUCAACUUUUAGUGGUGUUAUAACAAAGUGGAAGCAACUGGGAACAACAGCAACUCAGCCACCAAGUGAGCAUUUAGAAGUCGCCAACUGUCUGCAGAGUCAAUAGCUAAAGACCUCCAAACUUUGUUGAAGGGAACUCUUAAAGCAUCAACAUACCAAGACAUUUUGAAUUAUUUAAUGCUCCCAACAUUGUGGGAAAAGUUUGGGGAUGGCCCCUUC
Messenger RNA from Staurois parvus, 326 nucleotides. NCBI's taxonomy places the organism in Eukaryota, Metazoa, Chordata, Amphibia, Anura, Ranidae. The record is from the annotation of a GenBank genome assembly.